Lachancea mirantina is the source of this 228-nucleotide messenger RNA. The record is from the annotation of a GenBank genome assembly. Lineage: Eukaryota; Fungi; Ascomycota; Saccharomycetes; Saccharomycetales; Saccharomycetaceae.
AUGAAAGUACAACAUUUAUUCCUUCAUGAGCACUUCCAGUAUAGGAUCCCCUUGCAACAGUCACUGCAAGAAUCUUUGGACUGUCUCCGAAUCUGUCUCUCGCCAAAUCCCAAAUUUGUUUCUCUAGUCCGCGACCUUGGGUCUCACGGCCCCGCAUCUACCCCAGUAACACUAGUGUCAGCCGAGGAAGACUUGUCGAAACCAGCGUUGGAGUUUUUCGCCACCUAA